Miscanthus lutarioriparius is the source of this 1326-nucleotide messenger RNA. The record is from the annotation of a GenBank genome assembly. NCBI's taxonomy places the organism in Eukaryota, Viridiplantae, Streptophyta, Magnoliopsida, Poales, Poaceae.
AUGCGGCUCUCCGGCGUGGCGGCCUUCGUGCUCCUCAUGCUGCUGCUGCUGUAUGCGGUGCACAGGUGGAGGAACCCUCGAUGCAGCGGCCGCCUCCCGCCGGGCUCCAUGGGCCUGCCGCUCGUCGGGGAGACGCUGCAGUUCUUCUCCCCUGAGGCUUCCUUGGACGUCCCGCGUUUCGUCCGGCACAGGCUGGAAAGGUACGGCCCGAUCUUCAAGACGAGCUUGGUGGGCCACCCGGUCGUGGUCUCCGCGGACGAGGAGCUCAACUACAUGGUGUUCCAGCAGGAGGGGCAGCUGUUCCAGAGCUGGUACCCGGACUCCUUCGUGGAGAUCCUCGGCAGGGACAACGUCGGGGAGCAGCAGGGCGCCAUGUUCAAGUACCUCAAGAACAUGGUGCUCCGCUACUUCGGCCCGGAGAGCCUCAGGGAGUCGUCCAUGCUCCGCGACGUUGAGCACGCCGUCAGCAGCUCCCUCUGCACCUGGUCGACCCUGCCGGCCGUCGAACUGAAAGAGGCCGUCUCCACGAUGGUGUUCGAUCUUUCAGCGAACAAGCUGCUCGGCUUGGAGCCGUCGAGGUCCAAGAUUCUGAGGAAGAGCUUCUUCGACUUCGUUCGAGGGCUCAUCUCGUUCCCUCUGUAUUUGCCAGGAACAGCAUACUACUCUUGCAUGAAGGGACAGAAGAAUAUGCAAACGAUAAUGUUGGAUCUGUUGAGAGAAAGGCUAAGCACGUCAACGAAAAAGCACAGUGACCUUCUUGACCUAAUUGUUGAGGAACUACAGAGUGAGAAGACAACAAUAGAUGAAAGAUUUGCUAUAGAUACAUUGGUUGCACUCUUGUUCAUCAGCUUUGUAACAAUGGCACCCACCCUCACAUUAGCAUUCAAGUUCCUCAGCUAUAACCCAAAAGUUCUCAAAGACCUGAAGGAGGAGCAUGAAGAAAUAAUCAGAAGCAGAGAGAAUCCAAAUUCUAGGUUCACAUGGGAGGAGUACAAGUCACUAAGAUUCACUACUCUGGUUGUGAAUGAGCUCACUAGAAUGAGUAACGUUACACCUGGGAUUUUUAGGAAAACCCUAACAGAUGUGCAAGUGAAUGGUUAUACAAUUCCAGCCGGCUGGAUGGUUAUGAUGAGCCCCAUGUCAAUCCAUUUAAAUCCCAAUUUCUUUGAUGAUCCACUUGACUUUAACCCUUGGAGGUGGCUGCAUGUUGACAUACAUUCAAAUUGUUUGAGCAGAUGGAAGGAAAUCAAAGGAGGAGAAGUGUCCCGCAAGGCAGUGAUCAUGUUCCCACAAGGUUAUCAAAUUCAACUAAUCCCAAGGGCAUGA